GGACACUUGAGGACUGCAGCACAGCUGGCGGAAUGGCUGACCACUGGGGAUACGAUAAGCAUAACGGCCCAGACAAAUGGGGUGAGAGUUACCCGAUAGCGAACGGCUCUCGCCAGUCUCCAAUAGACAUUAAGAGCUCAACAACAACCUAUGAUGAAAAGCUGACUCCUCUGAAACUGAAGUAUGACCCGUCCACAUCUCUGGACAUCCAGAACAAUGGACACUCUUUCCAAGUGUCCUUCGUUGAUGAUCAAAACAGCUCAACUCUGACUGGAGGCCCGGUCACAGGCACAUUCAGACUCAAACAGUUUCACUUCCACUGGGGAUCUGCAGACGACAAGGGCUCCGAACACACGGUCAAUGGCAAAUGUUACCCAGCUGAGCUCCAUCUGGUCCACUGGAACACUAAAUAUCCCAGUUUUAAGGACGCAGUUGAUAAGCCUGAUGGUCUUGCUGUGGUUGGGGUUUUUCUGAAGAUUGGUGCAGACAACCCUAAACUCCAGAAAAUUCUGGAUGCUAUGGAUGCUAUCAAGUCCAAGGGAAAGCAAACCCCCUUCCCAAACUUUGACCCAAGUGUGUUGCUGCCCAGUUCUCUGGACUACUGGACAUACCUGGGCUCUCUGACCACACCACCACUGCUGGAGAGCGUCACCUGGAUCGUCUGCAAACAGUCCAUCAGCGUCAGCUCUGCACAGAUGAAAAGAUUUCGCUCUCUGCUUUUCUCCGGUGAUGGAGAAAAGGCCUGCUGUAUGGUGAACAACUAUCGUCCUCCUCAGCCACUGAAGGGUCGUGUGGUGCGUGCAUCUUUUAAAUGAAGGGCCUCUCGGAGCUCGCCGUCCCCUCCCUGUCUUCUGUAGUGGGAUAUGCAGAUGCGGGGCCCUCAGAGCUCCUUCACCCUCCACACAGCGACUCUGGGCUCCUGCCAGAUGUCCAGAACACCAGAUGUGCUGUCUGGAGAGUCAAGAGGCUCUGCAGGGAAAUAUGCACACAAAAAAAAUGGUACUUUCAUACUUAAUAUUGAAGCCUUGUUUUCCAGUGUAAUUUAUGCAAGCUCCUUUAUUGUACAAACAAUGUAAAUUGGGACUUUUAACCUCAUAUUCUGAUGUUUUUUCGGCAUAAUUCAGAAAAAGAAAAAAAAUUAAGAAUUGUGAGAUAUUUUAAUAGUAAAAUUAAGAUAAAUAGAAUAGCAUUGUGGGCAGUGCAUUUUCCUGAUCCCGCCCCCUUUCUCUCUCCAACCUCUCAACUUACUGUCAAGCUAGUAUCCUAUCAUAAUAACGAGUAUAUUUAAAAUAUAAUUAAAAUGUAGUAAAAAUAACAUUUUAAAAAGUUAGAAUCGUUAAAUAAACACCCAAAUUGGUAACAAGUAAGAAUUGCAACAAACUUGCAAAAUAUGAGUAUAUAUCUUGAAAUUGCAAGUUUUGACAGAAAUUCAGAAUUAUGAUUAACAUCUGAACGUACAUUCUAUAGAAGGCAUGCAUUUUUUAAAGACUAUUUUAAUCUAUUCUAAUAUCAUUGGCAUCUUAAGUAAAAGGAUAAAACUCUUAUGUUUUUUGCAUCAUUUUUAUUUUAUGUUAAAAAAACAACAUCACUGGGCUCAGAAAUAUCAUUUUUAACUCGUUGGAGUAGGAAAAAACACUCUAUUGGUCAUUUUCAGUUGUACUAUCCAUAUUCUGUUUUACUUUUUGAGGAAAAAACACUUUUGAUACAUAUUUCCAAAAUCUUUGACAUUUGUAGACAGAGCAAGUAACACGCUGCAUUAAUCAAAGCAAUUGAUUAAGUGGCUUAUUCGUCUGAAUUCGUAUGAUCUUAUUCAUACAAUUUAGUACGAUUUGCUCAUCCCCCAAUGAUGGUUGGGUUUAGUGGCAAAAACCGUACAUACGACUGAACGAAUUAGCCACUAAACUGACAGAAUGUAAAAUAGUUUUGUUUCCUUGUGAGAUCAGGCUGCAGAAACAUAAACGUCAAUUUUUUGGAUAUUUAAAUUUUAACAAUUUGAAAGCUGAAAUAAAUAUAUUUUUAUUAUUAGGACAGGAUAUUUUUGGGCUGAAAAAUCUGGAACAAGAGUUGAAAAUCUUAUAUAUAUUUGUUGGAAUUAUUGGAAAAUCAUAAUAAUUUGAAGAAAUAUCAGAGAAAUCUUUAAAAGCUGUCUAAAUGAAGUGCUUAGCAGUGCACAUUACUAAUCAAAAACUAAGUUAUGAUAUAUUUAUAGUGGAAAAUUUACAAACAUCUCCACAAAAUGUGAUAUUUACUUAAUAUUCUAAUAAUUUCUGACAGCAAAAUCACCUAUUUGGACCUAUACAAUGUAUCUAUUGCCAAAAAUACAGCCAGGCUGGUUUUAUUACUGGUAUUACUGUUGUUAUAAAGUGCUAAGUAAUGCACAUUACUAAUCAAAAAUUAGGUUAUGAUAUAUUUAUGAUGGUAAAUGUACAAAACAUCUCCAUGGAACAUUAUCUUUAUUUAAUAUUCUAAUGAUUUCUGACAGCAAAAUCAAUAAUUUGGAGCUAUACAACAUAUCUAUAGCCAUAAAUACACCCAGAGUGGUUUUAUUACUGGUCUUAUAACAUGCAUAAAGUGCUUAGUAAUGCACAUUACUAAUCAAAAAUUAGGUUAUGAUAUAUUUACGAUGAGAAAUUUACAAAACAUCUCCAUGGAACAUGAUCUUUACUUAAUAUUCUAAUGAUUUCUGACAGCAAAAUCAAUAAUUUGGAGCCAUACAACAUAUCUAUAGGCAAAAAUACACCCAGACUGGUUUUAUUACUGGUAUUACUGGUGUAAGAAAGUGCAUAAAGUCUUUAGUAAUGCACAUUACUAAUCAAAGACUAAGUUAUGAUACAUUUAUAGUGGGACAUUUACGAAACAUCUCCAUGGAACGUGAUCGUUACCUAAUAUUCUAAUGAGUUUUGACAAAGCAAAGUCGCUUAUUUUGACCCAUACAACGUAUCUAUAGGCAAAAAUAUACCCAGACUGGUUUUAUUACUGGUAUUACUGUUGUUAAAAAGUGCUAAGUAGUGCACAUUACUAAAUAAAAAUUAGGUUAUGAUAUAUUUAUGAUGGGAAAUUUACAAAACAUCUCCAUGAAACGUGAUCUUUACUUAAUAUUCUAAUGAUUUCUGACAGCAAAAUUCACCUAUUUGGAGCCAUACAACAUAUCUAUUGCCAAAACAAAUACCCAGACUGGUUUUAUUACUAGUAUUUCUGGUGUUAUUUACAUACGCAAUAGCAUUGUGUCAUUAUAUUACUUCUUUUAUAAAUUUCGAAUACUCUGAAUGUCUAUAUUGGAAAACAAGGCAUAAAUACUGAGUAGGAAAACCCUUUUUUUCAGUGCUGUCCCUCUACAUGUCUGCUUCAUUCUCUCUUUUUUAUUAUUAUUAUUAGUGCAAAUGCUUGAAUAAUCUGGAUUUAGACUGUCCGUGUGCCAAUUAUUUUACCGAGCUCUGAUUUACAUGUGAAGCACUGACAAACAAAGCAGGAGAACUAAUGCAUACAUAAGGAAUUUAAUAUAUAAAUGGGGGUAUUUAAGUAUAUUUAUAUUGCUCUAGAGACCAAGCUUGCAUCUCGGCUUAAAUGGCAGGGGUACAGCCGGAUACCCGAACAGAUGCCAUCUGUGCCGACCGCUGCUGUACUUCCCUGCCGGGCUUUUAAUCUCUGGCUGUCUCAGCAGUGCCAGAGCUUAAUGAAUCCCAAUGCACAUUACUAUGAGGAUGCAGACUACAGAAAAUCCCCAUCGCAAGCGGGAAACCACGCACAAAAAUCUAGAACAUACCAUACAAUCAGAGCAGCUUUGAUUUUUUUGGAGUGUUUGUGCCUCAGAUCGUGCAUUUAUUUGUGUGUGUGUCUAUAUAAGAUGUCAUUUAUAUUAUAGCAACUGCUAUGCACAAGGUUUUAGCUUAAAAAGAAGUACUAGCAAUAAUUGCAUGAAACCCGAUAUGAUUCCUUAAUGUGCCGUUCUGUAGUUUUGCUAAAUGCUUCAGUAGUUUGUAUUGCAAAGCGAUGCACAAGCAAAACAGAGUCUUAAUAGAAAACAAUAUGCCAUUGUGGAUGAAUCUCGCAUGGUUUCGGAUGUUCUCAAGCACUGGGACCAGAGGGUCGUGUCUUACGUUAUGCAUUUAUAAUGAGAACGGGUUUGAAAAUAUAUUGUGUAACGUGUUACUGAAUGUACUUUACUUGAACUCGAGGGCUACGCGAAGCAAUAUUGUUCAGCCAUAUACACUGUUCUGCUGUUUUCAAAGAGGAUAUUUUAAAGUAAAGAUAUUUUAUGCUUAA
This is a messenger RNA of Danio rerio (zebrafish), 4263 nucleotides long. It is a transcript of the gene ca2, whose product is annotated as carbonic anhydrase 2. Gene Ontology annotation, molecular function: zinc ion binding; carbonate dehydratase activity. The record is from RefSeq and is marked validated. NCBI's taxonomy places the organism in Eukaryota, Metazoa, Chordata, Actinopteri, Cypriniformes, Danionidae.